AUGCCUAUUAAAGAGUUAAUAUUCCACGUAAUUGUCUGUCGCCCUUCACGACUAAAUUCUUUAUUUGGGCAAAGAAAUGCUAGAAUCAUUUUUCUUUUUUUUUCUUUAUUUGAUGCAACCCCGCCAUGCAUCGACGAGGCCACUUGCAAGGAAGAAACAUCAGCGGCGACCAGUGGUGACGUCACGCAGCGAGAAGAAACAGCUGCUAGAAAGAUAGCGGAUGUACGUAUCUAUCUAUCUAUCUAUCUAUCUAUCUAUCUAUCUAUAUCUAUAUAUAUAUAUAAUUCAGUGUCUUCAUUCUACCUGAAUUCUAUCCUCUUGGGAAUUUAUAUAUAUAUAUUGACCACUAAUAUUAUCUAUCUAUCUAUCUAUCUAUCUAUCUAUCUAUCUAUCUAUCUAUCUAUCUUCUGUUUGAUUUUUCACUCAAUGUAUUCUUCAGCUUCUUUCGAAUCUAUAAAUAUAUGUGAUGUCCAGACAUCUUUUCUAGGAAAUCUCGCUAAUUCCUCAUCUGAUCCGGCGUCACGGUUUCAUGCUCGUACAGGGAACAUCCUGUCUCGUGCAAUUCGUUUAAAAGUCGAGGGAAGCAACGGAUAA
Molecule: messenger RNA, 594 nt
Organism: Acanthosepion pharaonis
Lineage: Eukaryota; Metazoa; Mollusca; Cephalopoda; Sepiida; Sepiidae
Source: the annotation of a GenBank genome assembly